Molecule: messenger RNA, 3837 nt
Organism: Abrus precatorius (Indian licorice)
Lineage: Eukaryota; Viridiplantae; Streptophyta; Magnoliopsida; Fabales; Fabaceae
Product: phosphatidylinositol 4-phosphate 5-kinase 7-like
Exons: 10
Coding region: 1401-3716 (771 amino acids)
Biological process (GO): phosphatidylinositol metabolic process
Molecular function (GO): ATP binding; 1-phosphatidylinositol-4-phosphate 5-kinase activity
Source: RefSeq, a predicted model, not a curated record
AUUGCAUGGCACAUAGAUACAGCCGUAGUGUUCAAUAACUGUUAAAGUGAUGCACAAAAGAGCCAAGUGAGAGAGAGAGGUGACGUGUCUCUAUUGGAGCAUAGUAUAUAUAGUAGCUGGAGGCAUAAUCAGCUGUAACUAAUUUAAAAUAUUUAGUUUUUGGGUGGUGGGGUAGUUGUCGGCUAAGGUAGUUGAACAAGGAUUCCAGAGUUCCUAUCUGAAAAACUCUUUUAGAAAGGGCUUUAAUCUUAAGAUUUGUUUGUCUCCUCAGGUUUUGUUUUGAUUCUUGAGGGGGACUUCACUUCUUCUUGGUUUGAGUUUGUUUUGCUUCGUUUCUCAGGAAGGAUAUUAGUCAUUUCCUCUUCAAUCCAUCCAAGGUCAGUUCAACGAUUCUUGUCUUCAACUUUUGGAUUUUAUGUGUUGUGGAUUCCUUACAUCAACAGGAGAUUCUCUUAUACCCAAUUACAAUUUCUGGAAGAAUAUCGCUUUAGCUACUCAUUUUAUGCAUAUACGAGAAUGCAUAUGGGGCAUUGAUUCGUAGUGUGCAAAUGGGUAAAGUUCUGGCUUUGCACUGGCUCCGUUAGGAAUGAGCAUAUCCAUUUGAAGUGUAGAUUUUAGAGGAUUUUCAUUGAUGCAGCAGAGGCAGUGUUUGCAUUGACCUGAUGCUCAAUUUAGAAAGAAGGGACUUGUAAAUUAGUUUAUUAUAUGUUGUUGGUCUGCAGGUUGUGAGGUUUUGAUUGUAGUGAAUUAUGAAAUAGUAAUGAACAAAUUGUGUAAUAUGUUGCCUCUUUCUUUAUUUCAUUGAGAAUGAUUCUCCCAGAGCCUUAGCUAAAAAGUAAGCUUAAUUCUCUGUUUUCAGAGUAUGACUUUUUUCGUUCCAAUUGAAACAAGUACAGCAUAAUAAGAAAUUAAGAAUCACUUUUAAUAUUCCAAGAGAGAGAAAUUUCAAACAUGUACUGUACACUAAACGCACAUUACCAGCCAACUUCACUACCUUUCUAUUAGCGGUGUGUGAAGUCUCCCUCUAGCAAGUUCUCAAAAUAUUCCGUUUGAUCAUGACAUGACAAUUUUGUGGAAAGUUCUCUAAAUAUUCUCUAAAUACAUGGCAAGUUCCCUAAAUAUUCAUUUUUUUUUGUAUUUUGCAGAAAGAUUCCAAAAAGCAUUCUUUAGUACAGAAACCUUUUCAAAGGAUUUACUGUGACUUUUUCUUCUACUGCAUUUUGAGACUUAUUAUGGACGUUGUAUAUGUUUCAGAGUUUAUGCUGGAGCAUAAUAGGGUCGUAAAGCUGGUGAAAGCAGAAAUGAACUUCCUUAUCAUAUCAGUGAAUGAUAUGUUCAAUCAUUUAAAGGAAAUAGAAAUUUUAGAGUUAUCUUAAUAAAACAGUGACAAUCUGUAAGUCAUGGAGGACAGUGGAAGGUUUGAAGAGAAGUCCUUUUCGAAUGGGGAUGCCUACAGUGGUAAAAUCAAGGGUGUAGUACCCCAUGGCAAAGGAAAGUAUACAUGGUUAGAUGGAACAGUGUAUGAAGGCGACUGGACAGAUGGGAAAAUGAGUGGGAAAGGACUGAUUACAUGGCCAUCAGGAGCAAAGUAUGAGGGUGAAUUCUCUGGGGGUUACCUUCAUGGUCAUGGCACCUUUACAAGAUCUAACGGGUGCACUUAUACAGGAGGCUGGAGGAUGGAUGCUCAUCAUGGGAUUGGACGGAAGGAGUAUUCCAAUUCAGAUAUUUAUGAAGGUUUAUGGAAAGAAGGAAUACGUGAAGGCUGUGGAAGGUAUUCUUGGAAGAAUGGAAAUAUGUAUAUUGGGAACUGGAAAGGUGGGAAAAUUGAGGGAAGAGGGGUUAUGAAGUGGGCUAAUGGUGAUAUUUUUGAUGGUUGCUGGUUAAAUGGGCUUAGACAAGGAUCUGGAGUUUAUAGAUUUGCAGAUGGGGGCCUUUAUAUGGGGACAUGGAGUAAAGGCCUAAAGGAUGGAAAAGGAACAUUCUAUCCUGCUGGUAGUAAACAACCAUCUCUAAAGAAGUGGUGCUCUUUUAACAGUGAUGAUAAUGGUUUGUUAUCAAAUACAGAAAAGCAUAUCACUCCAAAACCAAAAUUUACGCGUAGCCUUUCUGAAAAAAUUCCAGUCAGUAGUAGAUCAAAAAGUUCACAUCUAACAUCUCAUAGAACUUCAUCAUUGAAUGCAAAUUGGAACCUUCAAGAUCCUGCUGGAGAUUGUAUAUGUCGUGACUCACCCACAUUAUUGGAGACCUUUAAUGAAAGUCAAUCUGAGGCAUCUGAUAUGAACUCAUUGGUUUAUGAAAGGGAAUAUAUGCAAGGAGUUCUAAUCAUGGAAAAAAGUAGAAACUGUUCAGAUACAUCACAUAAAAACAAACGACAAAAUAAGUUUAGUGUGAAGCAGGUAAAGAAGAGUUCAUGUAUUGAUAUUUUUGGAGGCCGCCGAAGCUAUUAUCUGAAGCUUAAUUUGCAGCUUGGCAUCAGGUACACUGUUGGAAAAAUUACACCAGUGCCUGCACGUGAAGUUCGGUCAUCUGAUUUUGGAGACCGAGCUAGGAUAAGGAUGUACUUCCCCAAGGAGGGCUCACAGUUGACUCCUCCACACAGUUCUAUAGACUUCUACUGGAAAGAUUACUGCCCUAUGGUCUUCAGGAAUUUGAGAGAAAUGUUCAAAUUAGAUGCUGCUGAGUACAUGAUGUCCAUUUGUGGUGAUUCUGGUCUAAGGGACAUAUCUUCACCGGGAAAAAGUGGCAGCAUCUUCUUUCUUUCUCAAGAUGAUAGAUUUGUGAUAAAGACAUUAAAAAAAAAUGAACUAAAGGUUCUGCUCAACAUGCUUCCUAAAUACUACCAUCAUGUAGGAGAUUAUGAGAAUACGCUUAUUACAAAGUUCUUUGGGCUUCAUCGAAUAACACUAAGAGGUGGGAAAAAGGUGCGCUUCGUAGUGAUGGGGAAUAUGUUCUGCACAGAACUGCAUAUUCACCGACGAUAUGAUCUAAAGGGGUCUACCCAAGGAAGAUAUACAGACGGAGAUAAAAUUAAUAGCAAUACAACAUUGAAAGAUCUUGAUCUAAAAUAUGAAUUUCAUAUGGAUAAAAAAUUACGAGAAUCCCUAUUCAAACAAAUUUCUCUAGACUGCAUGUUCUUGGAGUCUCAGCAUAUAAUUGAUUACAGCCUUCUGUUGGGAUUACAUUUUAGAGCUCCAGAGAAUCUAAAGGCCUUAGUGGAACCUUCCAGUUUAAUGCAGCGUCAAUAUAGCUUACCUUCUGGCAAUGAUGCAGACAAACAAGGGGAGCAGUUGAUUAUUCCUAAAGGCUUGUUAUUAGUUGCCCAUGAACCCAGCUUUGUCAACACUGCACCUGGACCCCACAUUAGAGGAAAUACAUUGAGGGCAUACUCCAUAGGUGACAAGGAAGUUGAUCUUUUACUGCCUGGUACUGCAAGGUUGCGAGUGCAAUUGGGAGUAAACAUGCCAGCUCAAGCUACGCGCAAGCUUCAAGAGGAUAAGGUGGAGGAAUCAGAAGUUGAGCUUUUUGAGGUUUAUGAUGUGGUCCUCUACAUGGGCAUAAUUGAUAUAUUGCAGGAAUACAAUCUGAAAAAGAAACUUGAGCAUGCCUGCAAAUCACUGCAGUAUGACCCUAUGUCUAUAUCAGUUGUGGAACCCAAGACUUAUGCUCAACGUUUCAUCAAUUUCAUGGAGAAAAAAGUUUUCCCGGAAACUCCCUGAAUAUAUAGAAUACUUUUCCCUUUCCUUUUUGAUUUUAUCGUUCUUUGUAAUUAAUUGUUUCAAAGGAAGAGUAUUUUAUUUUAUCAAUUCAUUUCACUUAUAUUCCACAUAAUUCUUUCAG